Rotaria sordida is the source of this 225-nucleotide messenger RNA. The record is from the annotation of a GenBank genome assembly. NCBI's taxonomy places the organism in Eukaryota, Metazoa, Rotifera, Eurotatoria, Philodinida, Philodinidae.
AUGGAUAUUGGUGAUAACUAUUACGAUCCAGAAACUGAUGACGAACAGGACGAUAUCGAUACAACAAAUUCACGUAUCAAAGAAUUUGAAGAAGAUAUUGAUCAUCAUCUGCGUACGGCACAAGAUGAAUGGGAAUACCAUUUAUUGAAGCUAUAUCGUUUGAUGAAAAAAAAAGAUAGAAGCGCACUUCUGAAAGGUGCUGAAAAGUUGGCUGGAAUUCAUUAA